Messenger RNA from Closterium sp. NIES-67, 301 nucleotides. Lineage: Eukaryota; Viridiplantae; Streptophyta; Zygnematophyceae; Desmidiales; Closteriaceae. The record is from the annotation of a GenBank genome assembly.
ACCUAUGGCGAAUGAUUAAGAAAGGAGAAGAAGACGAGCAGGGAGAUGAUGCCAGUGAUGACGAUGAUGAUGAUGAUAAUGCUGAUGAUGAUGAUGAUGAUGAUGAUGAUGAUGAUGAUGAUGAUGAUGAUGAUGAUGAUGAUGAUGAUGAUGAUGAUGAUGAUGAUGAUGAUGAUGAUGAUGAUGAUGAUGAUGAUGAUGAUGAUGAUGAUGAUGAUGAUGAUGAUGAUGAUGAUGAUGCUGCUGCUGCUGCUGCUGCUGUACCCUGUAGGGAUUAAUGGUUUAGCAACACGCUGCAUCU